AUGUUGAAAACACUUCCCUUGCUGCUGGCAGUGUGGCUGCUACAAUUGAUUGUAACUGAAGGUGCUCCUGCCUCCCAACCAGAUUGUGGGCAACCAAGAAUCUCUUCCCGAAUUGUUGGAGGGCAAGAUGCCCCUGAUGGAGAGUGGCCCUGGCAUGUCAGCAUUUGUCUGGAUCACCAUCCUAUUUGUGGCGGCUCCCUCAUUGAUGAACAGUGGGUGCUGACAGCAGCUAGCUGCUUCCACAGAUCCCAUUCCACUGAAAAAUAUGUUGUGGUGCUCGGUGCCAAUCAGCUCUUAAAUCUCUCCCAAAAUGUGGCAACAUCCAAUGUGGUAAAGUUGUUCAUUCCCCCUGACUACCUGGGCAAGGUUGGCUCUCCUGCGGAUAUUGCUUUACUUAAACUGGCAUCACCCGUGCCCUUCACCAGCCACAUCCUUCCUGUCUGCUUGCCAAAGUCCUCUGAACAGUUCUCCGGUGAUGAGAAUUGUUGGAUUGCUGGAUGGGGAAAUACUGAAAAUGGUGUACCCCUGACAGCCCCAUUAACUCUACAGGAAGCAAAGGUGCCUAUCAUAGACCAAAAGACCUGCAACAGCCUCUUCAGUGCUUCCCCAGUUGAAGGCAUGGAGAAGGAUCCUGUCAUGCCUGAUAUGAUCUGUGCUGGUUAUCCUCAAGGCGGGAUAGAUGCCUGUAAGGGUGACGGUGGUGGAGCCUUGGUUUGUAAAGUCGGGAGGAGAUGGACCCAAGCUGGGAUCGUGUCUUGGGGAGUUGGAUGUGCUGAAAGCUCCCGCCCCGGUGUCUAUACUUCAGUGCCCUUCUAUAGUUUUUGGAUCAAAGAUAAGAUCAGAACAGAAUGAAGGGCUGAUGGCAAAAUGUUCCCACGGGGCCACUCCUUUCAGUGCCCAUUGCCCUUGCUGUAAGAAACAUAAUCAACAAUAUCAAACCAUUUUCAGCCUACACACAAAAUAAUCCAAUUGCUAAGCUAAGACUAGAAGCAGAUCAAAUGUCCAUUUCCUGUGUCCCUACAACAUGCCUAGCCAGGUCAUUUUCCAACCUAGCAACUGUACUGGCACAACAUGAGAAGCUGAUACAGUUUUAACCUUGGAUGGCUGGUUGGAUACUUUGUAGCUAAGUGCAAACCCAGCCCAUUUACUGUAGAUGGUUGGAUGCACUGUGCAAACAGUGAAAUUAGGUUAAUUCAGCAACCAGGUUAACCAUGUAAUGUGAAAGCAGUCAUUCAGCAAAUUCCUUAAUUGAGGCUGGCAAUCUUCUGUCCUCUAACUUGGACAU
This is a messenger RNA of Candoia aspera, 1285 nucleotides long. Its product is annotated as serine protease 27-like. NCBI's taxonomy places the organism in Eukaryota, Metazoa, Chordata, Lepidosauria, Squamata, Candoiidae. The coding region runs from base 1 to 852 and encodes 283 amino acids. The transcript is spliced from 6 exons. Gene Ontology annotation, molecular function: serine-type endopeptidase activity. Gene Ontology annotation, biological process: proteolysis. The record is from RefSeq and is a predicted model, not a curated record.